Messenger RNA from Linum tenue, 999 nucleotides. NCBI's taxonomy places the organism in Eukaryota, Viridiplantae, Streptophyta, Magnoliopsida, Malpighiales, Linaceae. The record is from the annotation of a GenBank genome assembly.
AUGGCGCUAGAGGCUCUUGAUUAUUUCUUCCAGCAGCAGCAGCAAGAGUACUCUCCUUUCUUCACCCAAUUCACCUCCAAAGACCCACUCCACUCCUUCCUCGGCUCGACACCCAACUGGGCUUCCGAUUUCGACCACGGCGGCGGCGAUUGUUUUCUCGACCACCACAGAGAUGAUCCUCACAAUUGGGAAAAAUACUUCCUUACCCUUCCAUCCACUUCUUCCAUAAUGGCCGAAAAUGUCACCGUCGGGUCCCCUGAAUCCAACGGCGGAGGGAAUCCACCAUCACCUUCUUCCCCUGCUGCCACAGCGGAGGCAGAGGCUGUUCCGCGGCGCGGGAAGAAACCACGGCGGCAGGCGAGGAGCAGGAAAAACAGAGAGGAGUUGGAGAGCCAGAGGAUGACCCACAUUGCCGUCGAGCGUAACCGGAGGAAGCAAAUGAAUGACUACCUCUCUGUUCUUCGCUCCCUUAUGCCUGAUUCCUACGUUCAAAGGGGCGACCAAGCGUCGAUCAUCGGCGGGGCGAUUAACUUUGUGAAGGAGCUGGAGCAGAGGCUGCAACACUUGGGUGCCAUAAUACACCACAAAGAGACCAAACGGAAGUCGACAGAUCGAGAAGAUCAUCAGUCGCCGCCGUUUGCCGAGUUCUUCACCUUCCCGCAGUACAGUUCCUCCACCUCCUCUUCACCUCAAUGUCACGACGGCGGCAGUGGAAGGGUCGGUGACGUGGAGGUGACGAUGGUGGAGAGUCACGCCAGCGUGAGGAUUAGGUGGAGGAAGCAAGGGAGGCAGCUGCUGAGGCUGGUCGCCGGGCUGCAGAGCUUUCGCCUCUCUGUUCUUCACCUCAAUGUCACGACGGCGGCGGCGGAUGAGGAUGAUCGCCCAACUGUGCUCUACACUCUCAGCCUCAAGGUUGAAGAUGAUUGCAGGCUGAAUACAGUGGAUGAGAUUGCCACAGCUGUUUAUCAGAUGCUAGAUGGGAUUAGUCAUGAAGCUUAG